AUGGACGAGAUUGACGUUGCUCGUAGAUAUGCCGGACAUCCGACGAUAUUCUCUGUCCGAUUACACCAUGGUGGACAGUUUACAAAGUUCCCUGGAAGAAAGUACAUCAAAGGCAAGCAAAAUUAUGUUGAUUUACUAGACAUUGACACCUUUUCCAUUCACGACAUUGACGAGAUGAUGGAGGAACUUGGGCAUAUUGAUUCAGACCAGACACUACUUUAUUAUCAUUUCAUGAGACCAUUUGGCGAUUUGGAUUUUGGGUUAUUUGCUUUUCGUUCAGAUCAGGAUGUUCAUCAUUUGGGUACGUAUGUUGCUAACCAUAAGCUAAUAGAUUUGUUCUUGGAGUGGAAUGACUCUCCAAUUGAGCAUGAGAGUGUUCCAGACCUAACAGAAGUUGAGAAUGAUAGUCAUUUGGACAAAGAACCAUCUUUGGUCGACCAUAUUGAUUUUGAAAUGAAUAUAGAGAAUGAGGAUGAUUAUGAUGGUAGUGGAAACAACAAUGGUAGUGGAAGUGAUGAGUUUGAUGAUGAUAAAUGGGUUGGAGGUUCUUCUGAAAGUAACGUACCUGAAGAUACACAGCAAGCUUUGGUUAGUGAGCCCUUCUACAUUUUUCAAACUUUCAGUUUAUCUAAGGACUUUAAGACACAAGUGAAACUACAUUCCAUAAGGACAAGAAGGGAAAUACAAUUAGAGAAAAAUGAUAAGAAUAGGGUUAGGUUUUUGUGUAAGGGCACUAUACCAUAUCUUGCUACUAAUGAAGAAGAGAAAUGCCCAUGGGUUAUCUAUUGUAGUAAGUGGAAGCGUGACAUAGAUUGGAUGGUUAAGAGAUACACGAAGGAGCAUCGAUGUCUACAAACAAGGAAAGUCAAAGCAUGUGACUAUAAGUUCCUUUCAAAGCAUAUAGUACAAGUUAUUGAGACAAACCCAAAGACUCCUAUUAGAGCUUUACGAGAGCAACUCCAACGUGAGUACCAGAUGGACAUUUCGCAUAUGAAAACCUUUGGGGCAAAGCAGAAAGCUUUAAAGCAUGUUCAAGGAGAUAAUGCAAGCCAAUACAGGUUGUUAAGGGAUUACAUUUUAGAGGUACAGGCACGUAACCCAGAUACUAUGGUUAAAAUUGAUGUUGAAAGUGAAGCGAAUCCAACUGUUGAGACAAUAACAUUCAGACGUAUCUAUGUUUGCAUUGGAGCUUUGAAGCGAGGUUUUGCAGCAGGAAGAAGGGACUUUCUUGGACUUGAUAGAGCCUUCGUGAAAGGUCCAUAUCCAGGCCAAGUCUUGUCUGCUGUGGGUUUGUUGCCUACGAUUGCAACACUAUUUCCAUGUGCAGAGCAUCUAUAUUCUCUUCGUCACAUACACGACAACAUGAAAAAGAACUGGAGGGGAAAGGAGUUCAAGGAUCUUCUUUGGGAAUGUGCCAUGACCUCUAAUGUACAACACUUUCAUCAAGCAAUGGAAAAACUAAAGAAACUUAACAAUGACGCUUAUGAGUGGCUGAAACAAAUACCUCCUCAAACAUUUAACAGCAAGAUAGAAGAAGGUCGUGAUGCACCAAUCAUUAACUGCAUUGAGUUCAUUAGAGAGUACAUUAUAAAGAAGAUAGUUAAAGUUGACAAGGAAAUUCAGAAAGUUGUAGGUCCUUUGACUCCUACAGCUACAACAAUAUUGGAUAAGAUAAAGAGUCAACAAAGUUGCACGUGCAAAAGGUGGGAAUUAAUAGGAAUUCUAUGGAAACAUGGUGUGGCUGCUGUUUGGGACAUGAAGAGGAAUACCAAAGAUGUGGGAAUCCCAGAAUCAUUUGUGUAUCCAUGUUACUGGUUAUCAAGCUGGAAAGAGAUGUAUUCUUUUAAGGUUAGUCCAAUCAAUGGAAGGUCCAUGUGGGAGAAUUCAACUAUACCAACAACUCUGUUGCCUCCAAAACAUCGUGUUCCUAUAGGAAGACCAAAGAAGAAGAGAACAAUAUCAAUUGUGGAAAAGGAGGACUUUGUUAGAGGAAACACAGCAUCAAGGGCCCAUAGAUCAGUAACAUGUACGAAGUGUAACAAUGUUGGUCACAAUGCAAGAACCUGCAAAGGGCAAAGACCAAUUGUUGGUGGGGGUGGUGGACAGUCACGAGUCAAAGGAAAAGGGAAAGGGAAGGCAACCACUUGA
Molecule: messenger RNA, 2148 nt
Organism: Lactuca sativa (garden lettuce)
Lineage: Eukaryota; Viridiplantae; Streptophyta; Magnoliopsida; Asterales; Asteraceae
Source: RefSeq, a predicted model, not a curated record